Pezoporus flaviventris is the source of this 2727-nucleotide messenger RNA. It is a transcript of the gene RAG2, whose product is annotated as recombination activating 2. NCBI's taxonomy places the organism in Eukaryota, Metazoa, Chordata, Aves, Psittaciformes, Psittacidae. Gene Ontology annotation, cellular component: nucleus; DNA recombinase complex. The transcript has a single exon. Gene Ontology annotation, molecular function: protein binding; sequence-specific DNA binding. Gene Ontology annotation, biological process: V(D)J recombination. The record is from RefSeq and is a predicted model, not a curated record. Bases 95 to 1693 code for a protein of 532 amino acids.
CUAUUGAAGCACUGCUAAACAACUCUUACAACAGUGUCUAAACCAUAUUUAAUCUGCUUCUUUGUGUUUAUUUUCCUCAGCUACUGACCCAAAUAUGGCCCAGUCAGCAGACAAAAUGUCACUGGAGGUGGUAUCAGCUGUCAGUAAUUCAUCGCUGCUUCAGCCAGGCUUCUCUCUCCUGAAUUUUGAUGGGCACACUUUCCUUUUUGGGCAGAAAGGAUGGCCAAAGAGGUCUUGUCCUACUGGUGUUUUCCUCCUCUAUAUAAAGGAGAAUGAGCUCAAAAUGAAACCUGCCUUCUUCUCUAAUGACUCCUGUUACCUGCCCCCUCUCCGCUACCCUGCCAUUUGCAAGCUCAGAGGCAAUGCAGUGUCUGAUGAGUACCAGUAUAUCAUCCAUGGUGGAAAAACGCCUAACAAUGACCUUUCAAAUAAGAUUUAUGUUAUGAGUCUGAUAAGCAAAAAUAGUAAGAAAACCACAUUUCAAUGUAUUGAGAAAGACCUGGAUGGAGAUGUCCCUGAAGCUAGAUACGGGCAUACAAUUAACAUAGUUCAUAGUCAGGGUAAAAGCAUGAGCGUUAUAUUUGGAGGGAGAUCAUACACCCCUCUUGCACAAAGAACCACUGAAAUAUGGAACAGCGUAGUUGACUGUUUGCCAUCUGUGUUUCUGGUUGAUUUUGAGUUUGGAUGCUGUACAUCAUACAUACUUCCAGAGCUUCAGGAUGGACUUGCUUUCCACGUUUCAGUUGCCAGAAAUGAUACAAUAUACAUUUUGGGAGGUCAUUCACUUCAAAAAAACACCAGGUCCCCCAGGUUGUACAAGCUAAAAGUUGAUCUCCCGCUGGGCAGCCCAGCCGUGACCUGCACCAUCUUGCCAGGAGGGAUAUCUGUAUCGAGUGCUAUAGUGACUCAAACCAGUGAUACUGAAUUUGUCCUUGUUGGGGGAUACCAGUCUGACAACCUGAAACGGUUGCUAUGCAACACCAUUGUUCUGGAAGACAGUAAUAUACAGAUUGUUGAAAGGGAGAGCCCAGACUGGACACCAGAUAUUAAACACUGCAGGAUGUGGUUUGGCAGUGAUAUGGGCAAAGGGUCUGUAUUGUUGGGCAUUCCAGGGGUCAACAAACAGUUAAUUUCAGAUGCAAACUACUUCUACAUUUUGAGAUGCAAAGGAGAAGAGGACAAGGAAGAAGAACUGACAGCACAAAUUUGCAGUCAGACAUCAACUGAAGACCCUAGAGACUCCACUCCAUUUGAAGAUUCUGAAGAGUUUUGUUUGAGUGCUAAAGCCAAUAGAUUUGAUGUUGAUAAUACUGACACUUACAAUGAAGCUGAUGAAGAUGAAUCAGAAACAGGCUACUGGAUCACCUGCUCUGCCAGUUGCAAUAUUGACAGUAACACCUGGGUCCCUUUCUAUUCAACAGAAUUCAACAAGCCUGCUAUGAUCCUGUGUUCCAGCGGGGCUGGCCACUGGGUGCAUGCUCAAUGUAUGGAUCUCUCAGAGACCAUGCUUCUGCAUCUCUCAGAAGCAAAUGUCAAGUACUUCUGCAAUGAGCACACUGACGUUAAUAAAGGGCUACAAACUUCCCAAAAGGUGGUGCCCCUGAAAAAACAACCCAUGAAACCACUUCCCAAAAAGACAACCAUGAAGUUAACAUCACCAGCGAAAAAGUCCUUUCUUCGGAGGUUGUUUUAAUAGAUUUACUCUGCUGGUUUGUAUUCACCUGGAAGGAAAUGAAAUUGCAGAGACAGCUGGUAACGGUUGAAAUAGGACUGGUUAUUUGAUUUCAAUUAUCUCAAUAUUUCAGUUGCGCUUCAAAGCUCAUGAAUUUAUUUCGCCUCUUGUGUGUAUUUUUAUAACAUCCAGAUAGGAACCCCAUCACAGAGAGCAUUGUGCAAACACACAGCCAGAUGCUGGUAACUGUGUUCUGUGUUUCAUGGCACAAAUUACCCCCUCAUUAUCCCCAAUGAGUUUAAUGGAACUGCUGGUAGGAUAAGAUAUUACCCCAUGUAUUGAAUGAUUAUAUGUCAGUUUUGACUACAGAUGUAGAAUAUUAUCUCAUAAUAAAAAUCAAACUUUUUUUAAACCACUGUGCUCAACAACUUCGUGUUUAUAUUUUUAAAAAGCUAGUAAGCUAAUAAAGUUUAUAAUAUAAGUUAUUGCAUUUUUUUCACCUACUCAUGGGGUAAAUCAAGCACUGUAAAUCCCAAAAUCUAUGAAAGGACAGCAUGUGUGCUUAGGAGGUCCAUCUGAAGCUUGGUAAGGGGUCUAGCUUCACAUCCACCCCACGCUAUGAGCUCCUGUUGACUUCAGAAGAAGUUCCUUCUGAUGAACAGGACUUUUAUAAUUUAUUCCAGCUCCUUCCCUAUGCAUUUCUUUCUCUGCUCUCCCAGGGUGACUGUAUAGAGUGUGAAAGCUUAAAAGUGCAAGCUGCAGGUCAGAGCAUUUCACUGAGCCAGUGGACCAUUGUGAGGGUGGGAACAAAUGCAGCUGGGUUCUCAAAGCACAAGAAGACAGGAUUCAGAUUGAAAAGGACAUCAUCAAGGUUGAAUAGCCCAAGAGUUUACUAAGAUUUCUGUGGGUUCUCUUACUGCCUAUUCAUAAAGCCUCAUCACUUUAUUGUUUUUAUUUUUAUUACUGCUCCAAACAUCUUUUCCAAAAAUAUAUACCCUCAGCUCAACGUUUGUGAGCCAACAAUAAUAGCUCAGUAUACACAAUCCAGCUCUCAU